CCUGAGCCGGGAGCCCCGCGCCUCAACCCCCAGCCCACGGGCGGGGCACGCGGGAAGGCCGAGGAUUCCGUGGCCGCGGGCGGGCACGCCCCGCCCUCUCCCGCGCCGGGCCCGCCCCCUCCCCGUCCCCCGCCCAUCCCGAGGUGCAGCCGGCGCUGAGCGCGGCAGGCGCGGGAGCUGGCGCUGGAGCCGGAGCGGCGGCGGCGGCGGCGGCGGCGGCAUUCACGGGGCGGCGGCGGCGGCGGCGCGGGCUCCGGCACGGGCUCGGGCUCCGGCAUGGUGCAAUCCGGCCUCGUCCCGGGAGAGCGGGGCCCGCGUGCGGGGCCGGCGCCGGGGGAGCGGCGGCAGCGACGGUGGCGGUGGUGGCUGCAGGCGCAAGCAGGCGGCAGGUGCUAGAAGCGGGGCUGAGCGAGGUGUGUGCCCGCUGGGCUCCGGGGCCGCCGCUCCCUCGCUGCCCCCAUCUUUCCCUCUCUUCGGGAUUCCCAGCGUGUCCAGCCCCCUGUCUCCGCGCCCCGGCCCAUGGCGCCCCGCGGUUGAGCCGGCGCCGCCAGGGACCCCUCCCGCGGGCCUCCCCGGGGCGCGCAGAUCCCGGAGCCGCCCGCCCACCCUCCGCGGAGUCUCCCUCCCUUCCUCGCCCGAGCCGGGCGGGACCAUGGCUGCUAAGCUGCGAGCGCAUCAGGUGGACGUGGACCCGGACUUCGCGCCGCAGAGCCGGCCGCGCUCGUGUACCUGGCCCCUGCCGCAGCCCGACUUGGCCGGCGACGAGGACGGAGCGCUGGGUUCAGGGGUGUCUGAGGGCGCCGAGGACUGCGGGCCGGAGCGCCGGGCUACGGCCCCGGCGAUGGCCCCAGCGCCGCCGCUGGGCGCGGAGGUCGGACCGCUGCGGAAAGCGAAGAGCUCCCGGCGGAACGCGUGGGGGAACCUGUCCUACGCCGACCUCAUCACCAAAGCCAUCGAGAGCGCCCCGGACAAGCGACUCACGCUCUCCCAGAUCUACGACUGGAUGGUCCGUUACGUGCCCUACUUCAAGGAUAAAGGCGACAGCAACAGCUCGGCGGGCUGGAAGAACUCCAUCCGGCACAACCUGUCGCUGCACACCCGUUUCAUCCGCGUGCAGAACGAGGGCACGGGCAAGAGCUCCUGGUGGAUGCUGAACCCCGAGGGCGGAAAGACAGGCAAGACCCCGCGGCGGAGAGCCGUGUCCAUGGACAACGGGGCCAAGUUCCUGCGCAUUAAGGGCAAGGCGAGCAAGAAGAAGCAGCUGCAGGCACCUGAGCGAAGCCCCGAUGACAGUCCCCCAGGCGCGCCAGCCCCAGGGCCCGUGCCUGCCGCUGCCAAGUGGGCCACCAGCCCGGCCUCGCACGCCAGCGAUGACUACGAGGCGUGGGCCGACUUCCGCGGCGGCGGGAGACCUCUGCUCGGGGAAGCGGCCGAAUUGGAGGACGACGAGGCCCUGGAGGCCCUGGCGCCGUCGUCCCCGCUCAUGUACCCGAGCCCGGCGAGCGCGCUGUCGCCCGCGCUAGGUGCGCGCUGCCCCGGGGAGCUGCCCCGCCUGGCCGAGCUGGGGGGCCCGCUGGGCCUGCACGCGGGCGGCGCGGGGCUGCCCGAGGCCCUGCUGGACGGCGCGCAGGACGCGUACGGGCCGCGGGCCCGGGCGGGGACGCCCGCCUACUUUGGCGGCUGCAAGAGCGGCGCCUACGGCGGGGGCGGGGGCUUCGGGCCUCCGGCGCUGGGCGCGCUGCGCCGCCUGCCCAUGCAGACCAUCCAGGAGAACAAGCAGGCCAGCUUCGCGCCGGCCGCCGCGCCCUUCCGCCCGGGGGCGCUGCCCGCGCUGCUGCCGCCGCCGCCCGCGCCCAGGCCCGGCCCGGUGCUGGGCGCGCCCGGGGAGCUGGCGCUGGCGGGAGCGGCCGCCGCCUACCCUGGCAAGGGCGCGGCCCCGUACGCGCCGCCGGUGCCCUCGCGCAGUGCCUUAGCCCACCCCAUCAGCCUUAUGACGCUGCCCGGCGAGGCGGGCGCCGCGGGCCUGGCGCCGCCGAGCCACGCGGCCGCCUUCGGGGCCCCGCCCGGUGGCCUCCUGCUGGACGCGCUGCCAGGGCCGUAUGCGGCCGCUGCCGCCGGGCCGCUGGGGGCCGCGCCCGACCGCUUCCCGGCCGACCUGGACCUCGACAUGUUCAGCGGGAGCCUCGAGUGCGACGUCGAGUCCAUCAUCCUCAACGACUUCAUGGACAGCGACGAAAUGGACUUCAACUUCGACUCGGCCCUGCCUCCGCCGCCGCCCGGCCUGGCCGGGGCCCCGCCCCCCAACCAGAGCUGGGUGCCGGGCUGAGGGCCGCCUUCCCUCGCCCCCGGGCGCCCCGCCCCGCCCCCAAGGGGCUUCUGUCUUCCCGUCCUGAUCCCCUGGGCCCCAUCCCCAUUCCAGCUUCACGGGGUGGGGUGGGGUGGGGGGAUCCGGGAGGCAGCCCCAGGUCUGCUAGAGAAGUCCCUCAGAAGUUUACCCCUGAGGGAAGUGGUAAGGAGGGGCUGGGGCACCUGCCAUUCGUGCCCAAACUCCUGAGACCUGCUCCACCUCCCUCCUGGGGCAGGAAGCCUGGGCGGAGCGGAAUUUCGGGCUGGGUGGGAGUGGGGACCAGCCAGGCGGGCUGCUCUGGUCGGCGAUGCCAACCGGGAGAUGUGGCACGGGGCCAGAGGCGGUCUGAAUCUUCGUUUCAUUUGUGAGGGCCGCGACGGAUAGCCCACCCCAAACUCCAAUCUGAUUCCCAACUCACACCUUCCCACUGGUCUUAGCCCCACCCACCCAAGCCAGGAACCCCCUCCCGAAAACACCCACACCUACCUAUUGGCUGUUCACCCUGAGCUGUUUCCCUUUAGCCCUAAGCCACCCUUAGAGCCCCCAUACCCAUGAUUCAGCCCCUCCCUCCUAUCCCUGCAGGCCCUAACUUCUCCUCUCCUCUCCUCUCAGGUUGGAGUCAACCCCCCCCCCCCACUUCCCCCUGCCCCCAGUACUGGUCUCAGCCUCUCCAGCAGGUCUCAGCUCCGGAUCCACCCCCCAAACCAACACCCCUUUCUCCGUUCCAGUCCUGCCUCCUCUCCCGUAUUUAUAAGUGUCCGGUCGGGGCGGGCUGUGGGCGCGGCGUCCCCGGCGCAUAUCGUAGGCAGUGUACCGUGGCCGUGCCGUCAGCGUGUGCGUGUGCGUGUGUGCCGUGUCGAGGCCGUGUAGAGUGCAUUGUACAGCAUAUUUUCAUGAAUAAAAUUGUUUUAAAUAUU
Leopardus geoffroyi (Geoffroy's cat) is the source of this 3264-nucleotide messenger RNA. RefSeq names its product forkhead box O6 (gene FOXO6). Gene Ontology annotation, molecular function: RNA polymerase II cis-regulatory region sequence-specific DNA binding; DNA-binding transcription factor activity, RNA polymerase II-specific. Gene Ontology annotation, biological process: regulation of transcription by RNA polymerase II. The transcript is spliced from 2 exons. NCBI's taxonomy places the organism in Eukaryota, Metazoa, Chordata, Mammalia, Carnivora, Felidae. The record is from RefSeq and is a predicted model, not a curated record. The coding region runs from base 653 to 2326 and encodes 557 amino acids. Gene Ontology annotation, cellular component: nucleus.